UUGCCAAGGCAGGAUUGCCAAAUGCAGAAGGGGAGAGAAAUCUCUACAUAUUGGGAACUUCCAGGAAGGAAUAAUGGUGGUCUAGACAUUGGCUGUGAAUACUCCUGUCAGCAAAGAUAAUUUUGCAGUGAUUAAGAUAACCAAGGUAGAUAUCCUGGUUAUCACAACCCCCUUUUGAGAUAAGGGAGUUCAGAGAUAAAGCCUCACAUGAUCAGAAGCAGACAUUCUUCACGCUGGAGGCACAAGUUUUUGUGGGUGGAGAACCAUCUUGAGCGAGGGACAGUUGUUGAGCCCACACACAGCAUAAGAACUCUUAAUUAGAGCACCAGGUCAGCAAAAUUCUUUUAAUUAUUAUUAAGACUGGAAGUAAAGAAAAAAUGGAUUUUCUAUCUGCCAGUUAAAUGGCACCCAGAAUGGAAGUGGACUGAUGAGUGACAAAGAAGUGCUAAUUAACGGGCUUGAAAAUAAAUCAAGAGGCUUAAAUUAACUACUGAUGGCCUUGAAAGAUCCCAUCUGAUGAAUGGCUUUGAAUUUGUGUGAAAUCUUUACUUUAAAUAACUGAUGAAUCUUUGUACCGUAUAUGCUGAAUUUGCGUUGGAGACUAACCUUAACCUUAUGUGAAGAAAGGAAUGUGUAAAUGCAAGAUCCUAGAAGGGAGAUUGCCAAGGGAAAACCUAACAGAAAAAAGGCCCCCCCAAAAAUGCUGAAGACUUUACCAAUCGUUGAUAGCAUAAGACAAAUGUUGAAUGAGCAGUUCACAGAAUUAAAAGCUGAGAUGCAUAGAAUUUCAAGAGAAUUUGGAUCAGAGAUAUUUCAGAUUAAAGAACUCACAGGACCUGUUGGAGAGGAUUUAGAAUCGCCUCUGCCUGAGUGUGAGACAGCCUCUGACCCUGGAUUGGGCUGCAUGGCCUUGCAGCUGGAGGACGAGGCAGAUGAAGGACUCUGUUGUGAUGCCAGGAGAGAUAAAUGGAUUUACAAUCAGAGUUCUUGAGAGAUGAUCACAGAUGACAGAUGAUGGAGAUGUGGUUGAAAGGGGAAGCAAUGAAAUAGUAAGGACUGACUUAAAGAAGCUUCCAGCUCUUCCAACGCAGGCACUGAAGGAGCACCCAUCUCUUGCUUACUGUGAGGACCGAGUUAUUGAGCAUUACAAGAAGCUAAAUGGGCAGACGAGAGGUCAAGCCAUUGUCAAUUACAUGAGCAUUGUAGAAUCUCUUCCAACAUACGGAGUCCAUUAUUAUGCAGUUAAGGACAAGCAGGGAAUCCCUUGGUGGUUAGGACUUAGCUAUAAGGGAAUCUUUCAGUAUGACUACCAUGACAAAGUGAAGCCAAGAAAGAUCUUCCAGUGGAGGCAGCUGGAGAACCUCUACUUCCGAGAGAAGAAGUUUUCCGUGGAAGUGCACGACCCUCGCAGGGCAUCUGUGACUAGAAGGACUUUUGGACACAGUGGCAUUGCUGUGCACACGUGGUAUGCCUGUCCUGCCUUGAUAAAGUCCAUCUGGGCUAUGGCCAUUAGCCAGCACCAAUUCUACUUGGACAGAAAGCAGAGCAAAUCCAAAAUUCAUGCAGCAAGAAGCCUGAGUGAGAUUGCCAUUGACCUGACUGAAACUGGAACUCUGAAGACCUCCAAACUAGCCAAUAUGGGAAGCAAAGGAAAGAUCAUCAGCGGCAGCAGUGGGAGCCUUUUAUCAUCAGGUUCCCAAGAGUCAGAUAGCUCUCAGUCUGCCAAGAAAGACAUGCUGGUUGCCUUGAAGUCCAGGCAAGAAGCUCUGGAGGAGACCCUGCGCCAGCGCCUGGAAGAGCUAAAGAAGCUCUGUCUCCGAGAAGCGGAGCUUACAGGAAAAUUGCCAAGAGAAUAUCCCCUUGACCCAGGGGAAGAGCCCCCAAUUGUGCGUAGAAGAAUAGGUACUUCCUUUAAACUGGAUGAACAGAAAAUACUGCCAAAAGGAGAGGAAGCUGAACUGGAACGCUUGGAGAGAGAAUUUGCCAUUCAGUCCCAAAUCACGGAAGCUGCCCGACGCCUAGCCAGCGACCCAAAUGUCAGCAAGAAGCUGAAAAAACAAAGGAAAACCUCAUACCUGAAUGCACUGAAGAAACUUCAGGAGAUUGAAAAUGCCAUCAACGAGUACCGUAUCAAAUCUGGAAAGAAGCCAACACAAAGAGCCUCCUUGAUCAUAGAUGAUGGAAAUAUUGCCAGUGAGGACAGUUCACUCUCGGACGCUCUCGUUCUGGAGGAUGAAGACACUCAGGUUACCAGCACGAUAUCCCCUUUACAGUCCCCUCACAAAGGACUCCCUCCCCGUCCCCCGUUGCAUAAUAGACCAGCUCCUCCGCAGUCCCUGGAGGGACUCAGGCAGGUGCACUACCAGAAGAAGGACUAUGACAAGUCCCCCCUCAAGCCCAAGAUGUGGAGCGAGUCAUCCUUGGAUGAACCCUAUGAGAAGGUCAAGAAGCGCUCUUCACACAGCCAUUCCAGCAGUCACAAGCGGCUUCCCAGCACUGGGAGCUGUGCAGAGGGUGGAGGGAGCAACUCCCUACAAAACAGCCCCAUUAGGAAUCUGCCCCAUUGGAACUCCCAGUCCAGCAUGCCAACAACACCAGAUCUACGGGUACGCAGUCCACAUUAUGUGCAUUCCACUAGGUCUGUGGACAUCAGCCCUACUAGGUUACAUAGUUUAGCACAGCACUUUAGACACAGAAGCUCCAGUUUAGAGUCCCAAGGGAAGCUCGUUGGGUCAGAAAACGAGACGGGGAGCCCCGAUUUCUACACCCCUCGGACUCGCAGCAGCAAUGGCUCUGACCCAAUGGACGACUGCUCCUCCUGCACCAGCCAUUCCAGCUCUGAGCACUACUACCCUGCUCAGAUGAAUGCCAACUAUUCCACCCUGGCUGAGGAUUCCCCCUCCAAAGCCCGGGAACGGCAGAGGCAGAGGCACAAGUCGGCAGGGAACCUGGUCUCCUCCAAUUCAGGGAGCAUGCCCAACCUGGCUGCCAGGAACGGGACUGGCCACCACGGAGUCUAUCUGCACAGCCAGAGCCAGCCGUCCUCUCAGUACAGGAUCAAAGAGUACCCUCUCUACAUCGAAGGGAGCUCCACGCCGGUGGUUGUACGCAGCCUGGAGAAUGACCAGGAGGGACACUACAGCGUGAAGGCACAGUUUAAAACAUCUAACUCCUACACGGCGGGGGGAAUGUUUAAAGAGAACUGGCAUGGGGAGGAAGCGGACUCCGUCAGGCUGACCCCCUCCCGUUCUCAGAUCAUCAGGACUCCGUCUUUGGGCAGAGAGGGUCACGAGAAGGGGUCGGGAAGGACAAUGGUGUCAGAUGAGCUGAGGCUGUGGUACCACCGGUCCACAGCUUCCCACAAAGACCAUAGCCGCUUGUCGCACACUAGCUCCACUUCGUCGGACAGCAGCUCCCAGUACAGCACCUCCUCUCAAAGCACCUUCGUGGCGCACAGCAGGGUAACAAGGAUGCCUCAGAUGUGCAAAGCAACGUCAGCUGCCUUACCGCACAGUCAGAGGAGCUCCACGCCAUCUAGUGAGCUAGCGGCUACACCACCCAGCAGCCCACAUCACAUCCUGGCCUGGCAGACAGGGAGCUGCAGUGAUAGCUGUUACUUGGAUUCUCCCCUCUAUCCAGAACUAGCUGAUGUCCAGUGGUACGGACAGGAGAAAGCCAAGCCUGGAACUCUCGUGUGAAUCCCCUUGACCUCAGCUGUUCAAACGCAUCAAUGCCAUUCUGAAAAAUCACCUCACUGCCUCUCAUUUGCCUUACACUGGCACCUGAUACCAGCUUCAAGUCAAAGCACUUUUUGCAUAAGGCAACUGAAGAUGAUAUUAGAAAAACAGAUCCAUCCCCAACCAGUAGCAGAAAACUAAUUCCUUCACUCCUGGUUAUUUCAAACUGCCAUGUGCCUCACAGAGAUCACCCCAGAGCAGAGGGCAAAUUUACAAAUAACUUGGAUGUUAAGAACACCACAGGCAGUCAAUUCAAACCAUUCAAGGUUGCAUAAGCCUCUUUCUUUGAUAUGUACAACUGUUCUAACAUAUAUGAUUUGAACUCUAAAGUCAAAGUACUAGUUAAUGCUAAUGUGACAGCUAUCAUGAAAUACCCUUUUCAUUGCAGAAAAAGACUGUAGGGAAUAGAGAAUGAUCCUAUCAUUUCAGAGUGAGCCAGAAUACUGUACUGCAACUGUUCUGUGCUGCCAAAGAUUUCAGUAGCUGUUUUAUGAUGCAUUUAAAAGUAUCCAUUUUUUUCAGAAACAGUAACGCUACUAUUCUGUAACUUGCCUUCCAUCUUGAUGCUCUGAGCACCACUCUACUAUGAUGAUACUCACCCCACAACCUGGGCAGAUAUCAUCUGAGAAAACUCUGAAAAGAUGAACAAGGGCAAGGAAUUGCUUCUUUUUAACGUUCCUGUGAUUAGUUGCAAGUAAAACAACCAAUAAAUUUUUCAGAGGAUUUCUAUGAUCAGUUGUGAAGUAAAAUGCCAAAAAGUGUUGUUUUGUUUAAAAUCAAUUUGCCUAGAAAAUGUCUCACAUCAUGGAAAAGCACACCAUGUAAGCUUGACAGCAAAAUACAGUAAUACUUGUGCGGGGAAGGGCUUAUUGACUGGCCAGGGAAGUGAACUAUGCUUCAAAGAGGAGUGCUUGGCAGUUUUUAUUUGUUUACGAGCAGUUUAGGUUGUUUUCCUAAGAUGAAUCAUGAAGAGAUUACAAAAACUUUUGACACGAAGUAUGGUUGUCUGCCAAUACCAAAAGAGAGGAAACUACAAGUUUACAUGUACACUUGAGCAAUGCUUUUUUAUACACUUCUAGAAAGCCAUCAUACUUCACAAGGCCUCAGUACUUUUAUAAUGAACUAAUGCACAAAUUUCUAGGUCCCCGGUCAACUGCUAGUUUGCUGGAGGACCACCAUGGAAAAGGAAUGGCCAGGAAGAAGCAAGGAUCAUAACAACCCUCCCAAGCCCAUAGACCACCUCCCAAGUCUCAAUGCCACUAGUAUUUUGCCCCUGGAUGGACAACAGUGAGGACCAGAACGCCCUUUUCUGGUGCCACCAGUUGCUCAACCCCUGAUCUGAACAGAUAUGAGAGCAGGCACACCAGGUCUUCACCCAACGGCCAAGUGUCUUGCCCCCCCUUCCCCAAAUGUUAUGUUUGUGUGCAUGCAGCUGACAAACUGAAGAGAGGCUCUAAAAAGAAAAGAAGAAAAGCCCUAAAGGCCAAUUUUGUUGAAGAAAAAAAAAAGAUUCCACAAACACAAGAAACCUAAAUUCUCCCAAAUGGAACAAAAUAACUACUGCUCUUCCAAGAAGGAUUGGUAGAAGAUUUUGCACCGUUAAGUAGGGCUGGGCAAUAUCUGAUAUAUCAUCAGCUAAACAUUGCAAUAUACCGAUCUAUCACAAAAUAAGGAUGGAGCUAUGAAGAGGCAAUGGCUGGCUUCAUGGUUUUUCUUGCAUUGUGAUAUUUGCAUAGCGUGCACACAGAAACACACAUGAUUUGUGAUAUAUUGCCAGGUCAAAAAUUAUGAAGCCAGUUUCAAAAUAUGUCCUUUGAGCCAGUUUUGGACGAUAUAUUGAUAUAUCACCCAGCCCUACUGUUAAGACUCAGUAAGGGUCUGUCUAAAAGCAGAGAAAGAACAAGCUAAAAUCACAAGCAAGAGGGAGAUCACUGAAGCAAAUAGCACAAGAACAGGUUGUCUUAUUUCUAUUUCAUAUUCAUCAAGGAGGCAUUAUGGAAACAUCCACAUCUUAAGCCCUUAUGUCCAUAUGCCAUUGUGAUGAACAGAGCAAAUGACAUUUCAUUUGAAGCAAUAACCGCAGUCCCUCACCAAGUUAGGCUUAAGCAACACUGAAGUCAGUGGAAUCCAAGCACCUUAACCAUUACAGGUUUGCAGCCAAUGUUGCUUUUAAACAUCUCAUCUUAAAAUAAGAUUGGAAAAUGUAUUGAUUUAGUCUCUCUUAAAAAUGAAGUAUCAGCAAAAUAAUAAACUAUGACAAUAACAUGCAACUUAAAUGGCGUCGUCCUAACGUUUUACCAAGGAAAUUCUCCAAAGUUCAUGCUUUUUCUCUCCUACACGCUGCCCCUCUCUGUGUGUGUCUCUGUGUGUAGUAGUACCCUCUGCUAGCAACAUCCAGCAUAUGGCUUCACAAACCAAGACAACCAACUAGAUGCAUCCUUCUCAACUUAAGUACCGUAUUUUUCCGUGUAUAAGACUAGGGUUUUUUCCUAAAAAAUAAAGUCAAAUAUUAGGGGGCAUCUUAUACACAGAUACAUUCCCCCCCGGCGCCAUUUUCUUAAAUCUGAGUCCCCAAAAAUACAUGGGGGCGUCUUAUGGACUGAAAAAUACGGUAUGUGUAGUAUAUGGACUUAAACUGGUUUAACAUUCAUUCCCUCACUGUGGAGAACUAUAGUUCUCAGCAUAUGAAAGGACUGCUAACAGAAUUUGCAGCCCCUUCAUUAAAUUACACUUCCUGUAAAUUCUUUAGCAGAAGCCAUGACAGGUAAAACUGGUAGAUUACUGAUUAAACUCACCUUCCAGGCUCCAUCUAAACAACUUGAUUUGUUUUAAUUUGCACCUGAAAAGUGAAUCGGAAUGCUUGCCAAAAUCACCUUAGUAAACAUACCAACAGUAAUGGAAAUCACAGUCACCCAGUCUAGCUAAAAAGUUAUUUGUGACUAGUUUGCUUCACUGCUUCAAUGGUCACACCUGAAACCAGAUGGACUGGGGCUCCUUUUUUUAUUGGGCUGUUUGGAUAUGAUCCUGAUGGACCAAUAGUUCCCAUCUGUUACAUCCUAAUGAGAACUGGCAUCUUAUUUUGCAGCAAUACUGGCAGCCCUGAGUCAACAGAGAAUGGGCUCCAAUUUUCAGAAGCAGAGUAACAUUCUCAAGGGGGGUGGGAGGGAGGCCAUGUUGAGCAGGGGAGAGCAGGGUGUGUUUCAUUUUUGUUUUUUUAGUCAAGGCACUUGUGAGCCAGUCUGGUAGUAAAGACAGAAAUUAAGUAAAACAGGUUUUACUGUUUAACUCAAUUCAGUUAUACAAAACUGUACAUAAAGUGUUAAUCGGGAGAUUAACAUGUUUUGAGUAUGAUAUGAGGGGGUAAACCAUAGCUAUUGUAUACAAGCACUUGACUACCCCACUAAUAACCCCCUUGAAUUUUGCUUUUGUAUCCAUGAAAAGGUCCCUCAUCCAAUAUUGCAUUUUGUCUGUAUGUACAAACCACCACCCUGGCAGGGUUUAUUUUUAAAAUAAUAUUAUAUGCAGUUGAGUGUUGGAAAUGUUGGGGGGGGGAGGUCCAGUUCGUUUUGUUUUGUUUUCCCACCCCAGUAUUAGUUUUAGUUUUGGACAUAGCAAACCCCAAUCAGGUGCUAUCAGAUGACCAGUUACUGCUUAGUUAACUAGAUGUAAAGUUUUACAUAUAUAUAAAUAUAUAUAUAUUAAUGUCAAUAGUUUUAUUACAAGUUGAGCAAAAUGGACUCUAGUUUAAAAUAAGGGGGAAAUUAGAACUCUUCUGAAAUGGACUGUAGAGCAUGUAAAAUGAUUUUACUGAAACCUGUGCAACGGUAAUCAAGGGGAAGGAAAAAAAUGUUAUGUUGUAGAAAAGUUUGCAGAAUUUUUUUUUUAAAUCUGCUUUUAAUUUAUUCUUUUUCUAUUAAGAAUUUGUAUAGUUACCUUUACAUUUUGCAAAAACAGUGUUGUCAACACUUCCUUAUUAAAGCAUUUUCAAGAUGAAA
Messenger RNA from Podarcis muralis (Common wall lizard), 7732 nucleotides. NCBI's taxonomy places the organism in Eukaryota, Metazoa, Chordata, Lepidosauria, Squamata, Lacertidae. The record is from RefSeq and is a predicted model, not a curated record.